AUGCCACCAAGGAGGUCUCACAAGAAGUCCAAGGCUGGCUGCAAAAGAUGUAAGACCCGCAAAAUCAAGUGCGACGAGCUUCAUCCAAUAUGCGGGAACUGCUCUAAGCAUGGCGUAUCUUGUGAUUUCCAAGAUUCUGGGUUCGCACCCUCGACUCCGAACCCUUCCUCGAAUCCGCUUCGAAACGGACGGUACUCGACCGAGACUCCCAGUAUCUCUGCCUCUUCUCCUGGCUCGAAUUCGGCAGUGGUCUCAUUCUACCGGACUCCAAUUGACCCCGUGAGGGCAAGCCUUAAUCCCGCAGCCUCUCGUUCUCUUGAGCUCAAGCUCAUGCAUCACUACACGGUAUCAACCGCAAACACGUUUUCAGACCAGCAAGCCCAGAAGGAAGCAUGGCAGCUCAGUGUUCCAACAAUAGCAUAUGAUGCACAAUAUCUCAUGGAUGCGAUCCUUGCUGUAUCAGCCCUGCACCUUAGAGCUCUUCAUCCCAAUGACCAAACCCUUAUCCGAGCUUCACACGGCUACAUGGCUUCGGCCUUAGCCCAGUACUCGUCUCUGCUAAGAAAUGGUGUUUCCGAAUACAAUGCUGAAGCUCUUUUCACCACAGCCGCCCUCAUAGCUUUCCAAUCCUCUGCCUCUCGCCGCUUCGAUGAUUCGGAUGGCGAAUACGCCUUACCACUUGCCUGGUUCCAUUCCUUCCAAGGAGUCAAGACAGUAGUGAUGGCCAGCUGGCAGUGGCUGCGGAAUAGCGACCGGAUACACCCAAUCAUUAGUGCGCAGCCGCCACUUCGUCUGAACCUCCAUCCUGACAAUAAAACGUUCUUUUCACCUCUUCUAGAAGGCAUGGACGAACAGCUCGCGGCUGAAGCCGAGAGGACACGAGCGGAGACAAAGCAGGGGUAUGAACAUGCUAUUGCAUUUCUCAACUGGGCACACCAGAAACCAGAGCGUGCUCGCAUUAUUGGCUUCGCUGCUACAGUCUCCCGACGCUUCGUGACGUUGAUCGGACAGCACGAUCCUAGAGCGUUAGUGAUAAUUGCGUGUUAUUUUGCUAUGACUAAAGUAGUGGAUGAUGUGUGGUGGCUGCAUGGUGUUGCAAAGAGGGAAGUGAAUGGGAUAUAUGGAUUGUUGCCAAUCGAGUGGUUGGCGAAGAUGGAGUGGCCAAUGAGGAUUGCAAAUCAUGAGGGUCCGGUGGACGAUGAUACUUGGGGGAUUAAUAACUGGUCAACCGAAGAGCCAGAGGUUAAAGAGGAGAUAGAAGGAGGUGUAAGAGCCCAUAUCGAUAUGCUUGCCGAGUUUAUGAAUGACUGCGCUCCGCAACAGCCACCAGAUUGA
Messenger RNA from Amorphotheca resinae ATCC 22711, 1335 nucleotides. RefSeq lists its product as hypothetical. The coding region runs from base 1 to 1335 and encodes 444 amino acids. The record is from RefSeq and is a predicted model, not a curated record. Gene Ontology annotation, molecular function: zinc ion binding; DNA-binding transcription factor activity, RNA polymerase II-specific. The transcript has 2 exons. Gene Ontology annotation, biological process: regulation of transcription by RNA polymerase II. Lineage: Eukaryota; Fungi; Ascomycota; Leotiomycetes; Helotiales; Amorphothecaceae.